GUAAACACAUUACAGGUGUAGUUGGCAGCAAACGUCUGGGUUUUUUUCGGUCAACUGUUUAACAAAAUUUCAAACGAAAUUGCUCAAUAAUCUAGAACACACCGAACGUAAAGUUAUAAAAGCAAAUAUGACGAUUUUGGCUAAAUUAACAGGUGAAAAGAAGGAUCUGGAGAAGGUGCCAUUGCCGUUGCAUCUAAAUGACGAGGCCAUCAUGCAUCAUGGUUCACUAAUCAGUCCCAAAAUAGCGUACAGCGAUGCGGAUACAGAAUCGAUGGUCUUCAACCGGCCGCAAUAUAACUGUCUGAAAUCGUUUCUCUUGUUCCUGAUCGCUUUUAUCGUAAUGCUGAUGGGCGUACUGGGCGGCUGGACACUUUACCGGUUAUAUGCCCCGAAUCAUGCGAGCAUGCGCUACCAUGCGCUCUGCGAUAUACCCUAUGCGGAGGACUCAAUGGAGAUGCCACGUUUCUAUGCGCGCAACGAUGACGCCUUCGCCCUUAACUGGCGCUCCCUGUUGCCCCAACUGUCCGGCAACAGUGCAGGCAGCCAGUUCGGCGAGGUUAACGAUAACUUCUUCCGCGAGGAGAUCGAGCUGGAUAGCAGCGAUGACGAUGGCUAUGCCAAGAUCGAUGUGCCCGACUUCAAGGAUGGUCGUCAUGGCCGUUUCAUGCACGACUUUAAGGAGAACCAAUCGGCCAUCAUCGAUACCAUCACCGGCCGUUGCUUCAUCAUGCCCCUGGACCGCGACACCACCCUGCCGCCCAGCAGCUUUGUGGAUCUGAUGCAGAAAAUGGGCUCUGGCUACUAUAACAUCGACACAGAACGUGUGCGUCGCAAUAUGCGCAUCAUAACACCCCGCAUCACCGAUCUGUCGCUCAUCUCGGAGCGCAUAGCCAACGAGUGCUACGACAUGAAGGUCUACAUGAUGGAGAAAUAUGUGUCUGGGGUUGCCAAGCGCUCAGCCGAACCUCUGCCAGAUGCCGGCAAGUAUGCAGAGUUCAUGGGUAAGGGCGUGAUUGAAUACGACCUGUCCAACAUAGCUGAGGUGGAGGCCUACGAGGCGAACGAGGCCCGCCAGCAGCAGGUGGCUUGAGCUAUAGUUGUUCGUGCGCCGCAAAUGUUUUAAAUUAUCAACAUAUGAAGAGCAAAAACAAAACAAAAUGAUAAAAAAAAAACACAACAACAAAAAUCCAAACAAAGACAAAUUAGUAUUGAUUUCCGUAAGUUUGUGUGUAAAACGAUGAUCUAUGGGGCGAAAGCCUCAACUUGUAGUCUUUAGUUCUACUUAGAGAUGGGCGCGUGUCUAACAUUCUAGGCACGACACGAAUAACUAUUUAAAAACACGCGAGCAACAGGCACGAUCAUUAAUAAUGUAUGGGCCACGACUUGUUUUUUGUAUAUUCCUUGAAUUGAACUACAUUUUUUAUAGAAUAUUUAUUCCUACUUAAUUUUUAUUUGUGCCUGUUUUUAUAUCAUAUUGUUAUUUAAGAGAAAUGUUCUACUUGUUUGCCUUUCAGUUAAUUCAAUUUACUAAAUUUAAUAUAUAUAUUUUAAUUAUUCACAAAUUAUAAAAACAAUGUAAAAGAAAUAUAGCCUCGUGUUUGGGCCUAAAAGUAUUUCUUAAUUAUAAUUAGAAUUUUUCUAAAAUUUCAACAUGUUUUCUUCUUGUCGUAUCUUAUGAUUUUACAUAAUUUUAAAUAGCAAUAUAAGUCAAAUUUAUACCUUAAGAAAUUUGUUCUAUGUAUGUAAAUUGUUGUCGUGCGCAAUUUUGUUUCUUAAACACGAGCACGUCGUGUUGCGAUGUGCGUGCUCGUGUCGGGCUAGAAACUAAGACACACGCCCGGCUCCAUGUUCGAUGUAACCAUGCUUAUCAACUGGAAACCGAUCGUAUUGUAUUGGCCAAGCGGCUCGGCGACUGCACUGUCGCUCGUCGAGCUCAGUUAAGAAUAGCGAAUCAUAUACAUAUAAAUAUAUAUAUAUAUAUAUAUAAAUAUAAAUAUAAAGAAGAAACCCUGUUAAGAAAUGUACCUAGAAAGCAAUUUAAUGCGAUUGACGAAAUUGUGACAAAUACUAAAAAAUACGUGUGCGAAUUGGGUUUGAUAAACGAGUAGAGAUUUAGGAUUGCUGCAACUUUCUAUUGUAUAUUUAAAUAUAAAUGGGGAAACCAUAAAACAAACAAGAGUAAACCCAAAUAAAGCCCAUUCCCAACUUGAUACAUAUAAAUACACAAUGCAUUCGAUUCCAAGUACAUAUUUUAUAUUAUAUACUCUUUAAACUCUAUAACUAUAAAUCAAUGCGUACGCGUGCGAAAAAAAGCUAUUUACAUUUGCAAGAAGAAACAAAUGACAACAACAUUAUCAAGAAAAUAGUAAAAAGAAACCUAAUCUAAA
This is a messenger RNA of Drosophila novamexicana, 2387 nucleotides long. RefSeq names its product integral membrane protein 2B. Lineage: Eukaryota; Metazoa; Arthropoda; Insecta; Diptera; Drosophilidae. Gene Ontology annotation, cellular component: Golgi apparatus; plasma membrane; extracellular exosome. The record is from RefSeq and is a predicted model, not a curated record. Gene Ontology annotation, biological process: negative regulation of amyloid precursor protein biosynthetic process. The coding region runs from base 128 to 1090 and encodes 320 amino acids. Gene Ontology annotation, molecular function: amyloid-beta binding. The transcript is spliced from 3 exons.